Molecule: messenger RNA, 3144 nt
Organism: Peniophora sp. CBMAI 1063
Lineage: Eukaryota; Fungi; Basidiomycota; Agaricomycetes; Russulales; Peniophoraceae
Source: the annotation of a GenBank genome assembly
AUGUCAUCGCCGCUCUCUCUCGUACCGCCCGAAGUCAUUCUCGAGAUAGCGUUAUACGCUCAGCAUCAAUGGCAUACAGACAUCAUGUCUCCUCAGGCCCCACAUUCUGCUGUUCGUCGCCUGGACGCCCAUCUUCCCCAGACUACUAUGCGAGAGAAGCCAUGCUGUUACAAUCUGGAAUACUCAGCAGUGCCUGAAUGCUACGACGACUCCCUUCCCAUCGUUGGACGGUCUCCUGCACAUGCUCUCAGUCUUACAUGCCGCUGGAUGCGCAGCCUUGUCAUCAACUUCGUAUCCCUUUGGCAGACUGAGAGUAUACUGUACCGAAAGAACGCCGAAUACUCCGGGAAGUAUCUCGUUUACAGACAAGAUGCGCGCGAGCCUAGUGUCUCGUAUGGUUCGCGCACCCUCGUCGCUUUGCAGGCGUGUUCCUGCUUUCUCAAGCGCCUCGGAACCUAUUGCCAGCUGGAGAGCAUAAAGGUUGCCAUAGCCCGCGAGAUCCCGGGUGUGCGAGCUUCCGACGCGGAGGAAUUCUUCGUGAGAUACAACACCAUUGCGCCCAAUACUCUGCGGCAUUUUGAUCUUGAAAUCCUCCAACAUUCUCGCACAGCCGACCGUAUCCACAUCCGUGCUGUUCGCACGUCGUCGCUCCUGUCGUCGCGCGCCAUCAAUACAUCCGUCGUUUUCUUCUCAUCCCAGUUGACCUCUAUGUAUCUAUUCUAUUCCCCAUCUCUGCGACCUCGCCUGGGUCCACGGUUCUUUGUUGCCCUUCUCGCUUGUAGCGAGCAACUGCUAUUCUUGACGAUCGACGCGGGGAGCGCUGUAGUUCACGCUAUGAACACCGUCACACUCCCGGCUCUACGAUAUUUCCGUCUUGUGGCACCCAUCCGAGAGGGAGCAUUUCUUCUCAGUCACUUGCGCCUUCCUGCCCAGGUCGACAUUCAUCUGGAGCCUGUUGUGGAGUGGCGCGCCACUGUGCCAACGUAUGAUGAUGAUGUUGAACCGCCGGUACUAUGGUCUGAGGUGCCGUUUCACCUGCUAGAUGAUGAGGCCGAUACGGGUAACCGCCGAGGCGCCAUCUGGCGAUAUGUCAAUGCACUCGCCGCGCCUGACAAGACAUCGGCGCUCUUUCGGGAUUUCCAUCCCACCGCCUUUCCAGCGCCUGAGAACUUGUGGGACACGCUCACCACCGUGGCCCUAGAUGUAAGACUGGAUCCAUCAGCAUCCUCGUCAGAGCGUGAAUGCGAGCGAUUCCCCGAGGCAGUGGGUGUUUAUUUCACAAAGGAUCUGCAUGGAAUGCACACCCUCCUAUCAGACCCAGGAUUGGACUGGGCGCACUCCCUCCCGCCAACUGCAAAGACGACCGUGCGCCGAUCUCUUAUCGUCAGAGACGGAGUGUAUGACUCUGUUAUUCGAGACAGUCUAUAUCGCCCACAGUACUUGAAACCGGUGUACGAAUGCAUUGAUUUCGUGUUGACGGCCGCCCUCCAAGGGGGUGGGCGAGGUCUAUUUUACGGAACCCCGUCUUGCCGUUGCCUAGUGCUCCAUGAAGCGUCGUUCAAACCUCGCUUUUCGAUGGGGUGGGACAGCAUACUCUCUUCUUUCCUCGGGGUUGAGCGCAUCGUCAUACGCUGCCAGCAGAUUAACCUUGACGACACUCUCCGACCGUCGUCGGAAGGUUGCCUUGAGGCAGCGCAUCUGGAGGCAUUGGCGAUUUAUCUGAAUGAUGCUGCACCUCCAGGUAGACAUCCUUGCAUCUACCUCAAGGAGAUCCAUCUUACGUGCCACGAACCACUGCCGUCAAACUCGCAAUGGCUCCGGCUUCACCGUGGGAAUGAGUUCGAGCUUCGGUUGAAACCGGCGCUCUCUCUGUGGAUCUCCGUCAAGCACACCAUGACCGCCCUUGACUCGCUAAAGAUUCUAGACGCCUGCGUAGACUACGGUGUUGGCUGCUUCAUCAAGGGGAUGUCAUUGCAGCUUCCUGUGCCAGAAAUCGACUCUCCAUCCGGACCUGAAGGCAUCCCUCAGGAUUUCCUUGCUGAACUACGAGUCGUGGCGCACAGAGUACUGGAGGCGGUUAAUCAUCAAAUUGAGAUACCCUUGAAUGCUAGGACGUAUGGGGCAUGCAUCGCCGCCCGGGCCCAAGAUGGUCGACGCCCGAAGUUCGAAGCUGUUUUGCAGCAACAAUUCCCAAUGCCACGCAUAGAAGGACAGAAUCGCCCAUGUUGCUUCAAAGCAGAAGAGGGAGAGAUCGUCAUGUGGUAUUUGCCAAACGUCUUACUUCCUGCGCGUCAGGCAAUCAUUGCUGAGAGCAUCCCCACCGCCGCCGCCGCAAUUGCCGCUCAUCCCCCUCAACCGGAUGACCCGGAUGAUCCCAAUAUGGAUAGUCCCCAGUGGCGUCACUCAGAAUUAUUCUAUGCCAUCGACGAAGGCGAGGAACGGCUUCGAUUCGGCCGCGGUAUGGCUACGCUAUCACCUGGGUGGUUUCAACAAGCACAGGAUGGAUGGAACGACACAUUACAAGUUUCAAGAGAUCUAGGGGCGGCGCCAGGGAGGCGCGAUAGCGCCGCACAGAUCAGCGCCCAGCGUUGGCUCGCAGAGAACAUUGAGACUGGAAUCUUGGUGUCUGUUAUCCUCGCCAUAGUACAUCCGGCACAAUAUCGCGAAUCUCGGGCGGCACUAGACUUCUUGGCCACUCUCCCAGACUUUGCGCAUCAUAUGAAGAACUGGACAUUCGUCUUCAACGCCGUGACGUUGAUAACGAAUAGACUCACCCCGGGACAUCGAGAUCGAGCAAGCGGCGGCGCAAACUUCUACGAUCUAUUGCUCACCAUUGGCGGUGAUUCACGCACAGUUUUGUCCCUUCCUGGCCUAGGGAUCCGAGUUCAGUACGACUCGGGCGCUGUUGCUCUUUUCUCAGGGAAUGAGCAUCUCCACGAGGUAUCGUCGUUCGGGAUGGAGCGAGCGUGUGUGGCGUGUUAUGCACGACCGGCGGUGAUGCGUUGGCUGAAUGCGAAACACCCUCCGCCUCCCUACGGGGAGGCUAUGCUGCCGCAUGGGUGGUGGCCGAUGCUUCUGCAGGUGCCCGGCGUUCGCAACUAUUUACCCAAAGCAGGCCUGCGAUCUGCUUCUGCUUUCCCCUGA